AUGAGUCUGUGCACCCAUAUCAUUAAGAAGCUGAAGUUAGCGGUGCCAAGCUGUGACUCUCGGAGGACUGUAAGGUGUUCGGAGAAAACAGGGCCAAACAGGCAACACGCUCGUCAUUCUCCUCCCAAGACCACAUCAGUGACUCUGAAUGCAGAGAACAGACUUCAUUUCCCCUCCUUUGGGAGUGAUUCAGCCUGUGGAACAUGCGCUCCCGACUACAAGAAAUGUAACACUAUGUUUAGAGCAACGAUUGUCAUCGUAUUGGUUCCACAUGCCAACAGGCACUUCAGGCAUAGUUCAGACUUGAAUCUUCUUCACGCCGUGUGGUGCAUCUGCACAACUCAAAGAAUGAGUAUAGGUGCCUGUAGAAGUCAAGACCUCCGAGCUAACGUGGAUUGGCCCCUGAAAAUGCACUGCCAAGAUUGCGCCCUGGUGACAAGCUCGGGACAUCUGCUGCGCAGCCGGCUCGGCGCCCGGAUUGACCAGACAGAGUGUGUCAUCCGCAUGAAUGACGCCCCCACACGCGGCUUCGGGCGCGACGUGGGCAAUCGCACCAGCCUGAGGGUCAUCGCGCAUUCCAGCAUCCAGAGGAUCCUGCGAAACCGCCACGACUUGCUUAACGUGAGCCAGGGCACCGUGUUUAUCUUCUGGGGUCCCAGCAGCUACAUGCGGCGGGAUGGCAAGGGCCAGGUGUACAACAACCUGCAGCUCCUGAGCCAGGUGCUGCCCCGGCUCAAGGCCUUCAUGAUCGCACGCCACCAGAUGCUGCAGUUUGAUGAGCUCUUCAAGCAGGAGACUGGCAAAGACAGGAAGAUCUCCAACACUUGGCUCAGCACUGGCUGGUUCACGAUGACAAUUGCACUGGAGCUCUGUGACAGGAUCAAUGUUUAUGGAAUGGUGCCCCCAGACUUCUGCAGGGAUCCCAAUCACCCUUCAGUACCUUAUCAUUAUUACGAACCUCUUGGACCCGAUGAAUGUACCAUGUACCUUUCACAUGAGCGUGGACGGAAGGGCAGUCAUCACCGCUUCAUCACAGAGAAACGAGUCUUUAAGAACUGGGCACGGACAUUCAAUAUUCACUUUUUCCAACCUGACUGGAAACCAGAAUCGCUAGCUAUAAAUCACCCUGAGACUAAACCUGUGUUCUGAGGAAUGAACAAGCCAGUCUCAAGUACCCAGCGUCUCAACUACCAGAGGCAUUGAUGCUGCCAACGCUAAAAACAUUUUAGAUAUCUUUAAAUAUUGCCUUCGACAGAAACAUGAGCAGCUCAACCAUCUUAGUUGCAGUCCUUUAUAGAAAUACCACUUCAAAAAACUUUUUUUUCUAAGAAGCUAUGUCCUAAACUGAUCUACAGUCUUUGUCAUCUGUUGGAGUCUGUAUGUGUAAUUUCUCAAAAGCUGCCUAAAAAGCGUGGACAUGAUUUCUGAAGAGCACAUCUCCACUGACUUUCAUAAAGCAAAUGUUCGAUAUUUUAUUUAUUGAAAGUUUUUUAGUGCACUGUAGGCCAGUAUUUUUAUAGAUUAUGAUUAUGUGGUAAUGUACGCUUUCUAAUCUUUUAAUCCCGAAUGAUGGUGGGGAAGGCCUGGCAUUGGGGCGAUGACUUGCUGUGUGCAUAAUGCUUGUUGUAGCAUGUCAUUGGCAUUUUGUUCGCAAGUGUUGUGCUGCAUUUUUGAACCCCAUUGACUUCGGGAUUUUCUCUUUCAUAGCAAGAGCAGGUAGGACGUUUUCCAAUGUGCAGAAGUGCUUUCAAAAUGACAAAAUUGAAAAGAAAAAAGUAAUUAUUUUUUAAUGCCAACAAGAGAAGUUGAAGGAAAGUUGGGGGUUUUUUUAACAGUGAAAAUUGAUGUCAAUCACUUCACUUUCUUAGGCCCUAAUUUCUUCUUGUGCAGAAUGAUGUCAAUAUACCACAUGACAAUGUAAAAUUCUAUGAGCCUCUUAUUGAUCUAUUGAGAACCUUGCACUUGAAUGAAGGACUCCAACAUUAGCAGGCCAUUAUUCUUGGAACC
Molecule: messenger RNA, 2007 nt
Organism: Echinops telfairi (small Madagascar hedgehog)
Lineage: Eukaryota; Metazoa; Chordata; Mammalia; Afrosoricida; Tenrecidae
Gene: ST6GALNAC5
Product: ST6 N-acetylgalactosaminide alpha-2,6-sialyltransferase 5
Exons: 4
Coding region: 1-1149 (382 amino acids)
Biological process (GO): ganglioside biosynthetic process; oligosaccharide metabolic process
Molecular function (GO): alpha-N-acetylgalactosaminide alpha-2,6-sialyltransferase activity
Source: RefSeq, a predicted model, not a curated record